CGCUGUGUGGACGGACGUGUACUGCGCGAACAACGCGCCGUACGAGCGCAGCCUUCGCGUGUAAUAAUAUUUUGAAUUUGGAAUCGUGUGUGUUCUUAAUAUGAAAAAUCGUUGACAGUGACAGGAGUGUUGCAGUGAAUGGAAUUUUGUUUGACUUAGUUCUAUGGAUGUACGUUUUUAAUUAUUUUUAUUUUUUUUAAUUCUGUGGUGCAUAUAGACGGAUCUGUGAACUUUUGGAUUGCGAUUUGGACUCGAUGUGCAGUGUCAGGACAGUCCUCACCUAAUGUGUUCAAAUACAACUCAGCCUUCCAGUAUAUAGCAAUAUUCUACAAAUUAUCCUAUCGGUAUGGCGCGAUAUAAGUGCACCAGCUGAUUGUAUGCCAGCGUACGAGCUGUCAGAGAGCUAGUGGCAGCAUCGCCGUGUGCUCAGUGGGUGUGCGUCACGCUGCAUCUAUGCUGUAUCGACGCAGGUUCAACAUACACUGGGACGUCGCCAGGUUGCUGUUGAAGAGAAGCGGUCAACGAGGCGUGAGGUAACCCGGCCCAGGCGCGGAGCAAACUCAAUGACCAACGCCAAACCAACCGCAAUGUGUUCCGCCGCAAACGAGUACCUAAACAUCGCAUAAAACAUACAUCGAAUAAUGUACGAUCCGUCCAAAACGCUGCCAAACAUAUUGUACGAAUUUAUUAGUGUAAAAACAGUUUUAGACUAUUUAUACCGUGAGUCGCGUGUGCGCGUGUGAUAGCGCCAUCUGGCGUGGAGUGGCGACAACGUGGCGGGGACGCACGCGCCGUCGGGUCCGGCGCUGGCGAUGCCCUUUAUUGAAGACGAAUGGUGGUCUGCGGAGAAUGAGGGCAGAAUGGUCGACCUCUCCAAUUGCCUUCAGUUACAGGACGCGGUAGUGGCUGCUGGCGGACAGGCCGCCGCCCAACUGCAACAGAUGGCGUCAUCCCUGGGAGAACUGUCCCAGGCCGAGCUAUCCAAUAUUGUCGGUGGACUGACCCUGGAGCCUGAUGGCUCGGAAGCCGCCGACCCUGAUGACAUCCUCAAGCAGCUGGGGGAGACCGCUUUCGACAAUUUCGAUACCUUCUUCACGGAUCUCACCAACGCUACAGCAUCGGCAGUACCACCCAUCGAAAUAAAGCAAGAAGAGAACAAUAACAUAUCAUCGCCAUCGUCCGCAAGUCAAUUACAAGGAUAUUACCAGCCUUCAAGUCAGCUGUCAUUACAGAAUGGUGGCCAGCAGAGGCUACAGCAACUCCUCAGGUCGGGGACGAAUGCAAUCAGUAACGCUGUGACGAGUAAUAUUAACAAUGGAAGAUACAAUAUUGCCUCAGCUAAUCCGCUAUUGGCGGAGAAAUUAGCAGCGACAUCUAGCGGCAUAAAGCAGGAACCAAUGAGUUCGGAUUACAGUGGAACGACUAUGAACUAUGGAAGCGCUUCGCCGAUGCAACGGGUGCCGAGUGGGAAGCCGCAGGUGCAUGAUGCUGGUGGAGGUAAAGUGGACGGCGGUGAGCCCGCUGGACUACGGCUAGGUGCUCGCGGCUCGCUCGGCCAGGCGCUGCUGCAUGGGCUGCUGGCGCCGGCGCCUGCAGCUCGUCACCAUCUCUACACCGCACCCAACACAGGUUCCCUCCCCCCCUCGCCGGCUGACAGCGGCGUGUCCGAUGUUGAGUCGUCGUCAUCAGGCGCGGGGUCGGCCGAGGAGCUGAAGGCGAGGUUGCAGCCCCCGCCGCCCGCGCCCUUCCACACCCCUUUCCUGCCCUUCUACCAGCACCACCAGAUAGCCAGCACGCUGCAGCACCACGCCGCCGCGCACCCCAGGCCACCUGUUGGUGCAAUGAGCGAGCGCGACGCGUACGGCUACGGGUACGGCGGCGGGGGCGGCGGCGCGCACCACUUCGCAGCCCCCGCGCCCCCGCCCCUACCCCACGACGACCUCCCCUACUCCGUGUUCGACUUCGGCGAGUACCAGCGACACCACCAUCACAACAAGCUGAAGCCCAAGAAGAGGCCGCGGAGCGACGCCCCGCCCACGCCCGGCGUCAAGCGCAAGAGUCGCGAGGGCUCCACCACUUACCUCUGGGAGUUCCUACUCAAACUCCUCCAGGACCGGGAGUACUGCCCUCGGUACAUCAAGUGGACGAACCGCGAGAAGGGCGUGUUCAAGCUGGUCGACUCGAAGGCGGUGUCGAGGCUUUGGGGAUUGCACAAGAACAAGCCGGAUAUGAACUACGAGACCAUGGGGCGCGCGCUGCGCUACUACUACCAGCGCGGCAUCCUGGCCAAGGUGGACGGGCAGCGGCUCGUGUAUCAAUUCGUGGACGUGCCCAAGGACAUCGUUGAAAUCGACUGCUCGCUCGCGUAGGCGUGAGCCGCCCGCGUGCGCGCUGAGCGAGCGUGUCAGUGAGCGAGCGAGCGGUGGGCGGUGAGCGGUCCGGAGUGAGCGAAGCGCAGUGAGCGGUACGCAGUGAGCGGUGCGCAGUGAGCGGUGAGCGGUGAGCCGAGCUCGCCAGAACGUUAUCGGUUCGAAUCUCCAGUGAUGGACUGUGUGACAGAACAAUACGGCAUACGUAACUACUUAUAGUGAGGCGUAUCCAAAACAAAUUAUUUUUCACUACUUACUUAGAAAAUUCAUCUAUUUUUCAGAUCAUCAUGCAUUACGCUCUCCGAUCGCUUUACGAUAAAGUUGUUAAGAUAAAUAUUAUAUUCUCAAAUCGAACUAAUUUUAACUUAUCAUUGAAUUUAAUAUUUAUACAAAAAUAGGAGAGAUGAAAUAUAUUGCUCAAAUGUUUAUAUAGGUAUACCUAUUUUUAAGGGUAUUUCAGAGAGGAACACUAAAUUUGCUAGCUGUUUGUUAUACCAAUGGUACGGAGUGAUUUUUGUAUAAUGUUCAAACGAAUUUUUAAAUGUUUGUAUCGAAGUUUCUAUAUAUUGCAUGUUUACGUGAUACCACGAAAUCUGAACUUCCUACCUCAAUACUUUGCAAAAGUAUCGAUUCAUAUUAAUAUACACUUUACGAUGUUUGAAAUUACAGUUUUACAAUACGCGAUUAGUGUGGACUUUUAUCUAGUGUAAUGAGAGUUUAUAUUAAAGAAAUAUUUACGUAAAAUGUUUAUAAAUAGACGAAACUACGGUGGCACAUCCUCAAAAUAAGAUAUUUGGUGCUUACAAAGGCCAUUUGCAUAUUUACACCUUGUUACAAAGGACCUCACUACUGUUGAAUAUAUACUUGUAUAUUAUAUGGACAUAUUAUAUAUAUUGUUUACGUGUAGCGCAUUGUACAAGUUAUGUUUGGUCGACACUUGUGAAUCUAAAGCCGAGUCCACAGCGACCAAAUGCAACGAAACUUACAAACAAAUUGCUAAUCAGUUUUGUGACAUUUGGUUGCUACUGAGUUUAGGGUCUGGGAGCGCUCGCGGCUAGUCUCUCUCCAACCGCCAACUGCCAAUCUCCAACCGGCCGGCAGACAGGCCGAUCGGAUCGGCGGUCAAGCGCGAUCGCCCCCACUCCCGCGUACAAUGUCCCCCCCAAAAACGAAUUUGGAAUGAUAUUAUAUUUGGUUCGUUUGUUUUGUGGAAUUAAUAGUCUACAUUAGUACUGAAUCCUACUGCCAACUUCUGUUAGAAAUCUGAUAUAUAAAUAUAGUUAAGGGAUGAUUUGUGCGUUUAUUGUGUUAAUUAUUAUGAAUAGAUGUUUACUAUAAGUGAGCUAUUUAAGUGAACAUGUUCUAGAUUAUUUUGAUUAUUUAAAUUUAUAGUAAGUCUGUUGGACGGAGAUCUCGCGGGGGCGCACCAACCCGUCUCUAAAUUGUUUUUACAUAUCAAAUGCAAUAUUUAAUCGUUUAUAUUUACAAAAUGCCGGUACCCAUUUAUGCAUAUCAGCUGUUUUAUCACAAAGAGAUUAUUGCCUUUGUUUUCGACACGAACGCCACGCGAGAUCUCUAUUUUUUGUUACCUGAAUAAAUAUUAUUAAUAAUUAAUUAGGAUUUGUGGUCCAAUGUUAAUGAAUCAUAAUACUUUAACUAGAUAGAUGAUAAUGAAAGGUCGAUUAGGGUGUAGAUCGCGACAGACGCGACAGCGGACAUGUUUCAUUGUUACAUACAGAAGAGCAAUCAUUUAUAUAUUUAUAUACUAGAAGAACACGGUAUUGUAUUGUGAAAUAGGGAAUCCGCAGAAACAUGCGCGUGCGCCGAUGUUGUAGUACCAACGAUGAUUUGGAAUUUAGAAGCGCGCUACGAAGUCAAUUUCAGUUUAAUUUAGUGGUUCAGUCCAGUGGCGAGUAGUUUAGCAGCUAAACAUGUGUGAACAAUACUCGACAUUUCACUUAAUUACUAAUUUUCAGGCUUACUUUUGCUAUUUACGAUUACGAUAAAAUCGAAAACAUCAAUUUAGUCUAUGGUAUUUGCCUUCCUAUGGCAGCCUUUAUAUAUAACUAUUUUUGUAUUAAUUUGAGUUUGAAAGUAAUAUAAAGUAUUGUUGUUGAUAUAUUCCAUACGAUUUCGGUUUUAUAUCUAUUCGACCGCAACAGAAGCAAGCCUGCUGAACGAGACUUCAAUUAGAGCGACAGCAGCCCGCUCUUCCCACAAAACUAACUAUAUAUGCAAUAUUUUUAUAUUCAAAUUGAAAUAUAUCAAGUUGUAGUGAAUAGGUUUUGAUAAUGUAAUAGGUCGGGUCGCGACGGGCUGCGUUCGCUACAGAGCAAUGUGCAUGCAAGGAGCCUUAGAGCCCAGUGUCGGGGUGAAGGGUGCUACAAGGGACCGACUGAUAGCCUGGCAACACAUGCAAUAUGUUAGACCAAUAAUAUAGUACCGUAGUGCAGGUGAAACAAUACUGUAUAGUACCCAGUGCGUAAGUGAUUGUUAUAAUAGGUAAAAAGAUCUCAGUGUCCAAACUUCUUCGAACAAAUCCAGUGCUCGUUUCAUGUGAUUAAAUAUUAUAUUAUACUUAUCUAUAACAAUAUUAAAAAAGAAAUUUUUAAUCAUAUUUUUAUAUAGCUAGAUGGAAUUUUCAUAACGACCUUUUCUUUCGGCACUUUUCUUAUGCUUUUGUAAAUAUAUCUAUAGAUAAUUUUAAUUUAUUUAUUUUCGUCGCUGGUGGCCGCGUGGCGUGUCGUGCGACAGUCGCGCCGACUCGUCUCGCCUCGCAGCCACUUCAUAGUCUUUCCCUUUAGGAAAUUUCGUUCUAUAGGUUACAAAUUUUAUUGUAAUAUACAUAUAAUAAAUUAAUUAAUAUUAGGUAAUGAAUGGACCACGCGAAGUUGAAUGCUCUCAGAAUUAUAAUUCGGCUAGUGUGUAACGCGAAUCGAUUCUGUGAAACACGAGUUACCGGUUAGUAGGCAAAAUGUUUGAGCAGGCAUUUAAAAUGAUGCUCGGAAAGUUUUAAUAAUUUUAGUCGAAUUGAUGUUGUUGAAAAAUCAAAGUUUCUAAUUAAUUAAUGUACUUAAAAUUUUCAAUGUAAAUUAAUAACGGCACCUCGAGAAAAUUAUUGUUAAAGAAAUUAUUUUAAUCGAGCCUAGUCUUAGCAUCAUAAAAUUUAUUUAAAAUUAAUUCGGACGCAAGUUCGGUAUGUGUCGUUUGAAUUGGGGUAUGCGCGGCGACGGGCGUCGCGUCGCGUCGUGUCGCGUCGCGUCGCGUGCGAUUGAUCGCUGGCGCCACGCUCGUCGACGUGACGCGGAUCAUAAAGUUGUAAAUAAAGUGACAAAGCGCACACGGGCCCUGUACCGCGUACUAGGUCGUUAGAUAGGUGAAGUAUGAAAAUAUUUUGCAUGGAAGCAAUGAAGAAGGUUAGUGAUUUGGUAAUAGACGAGGGAGGGCGCCGCGGUCGCCAUAGACGGAACUUGAACGUGUUUGUCGUUAAAUAUACUAUUUCGAUGUAUUCUUGAUCGUUAAUUAAUCUAUGUCCAAUGUUUGAAUACAUAAUUAAAGAGGAAAAAGUUUUAUACAUUAGCGACGUAAUUUUACGUAUGUUCCAAAUUGAGUUGUGUCCACCCGACGGUAGAUGGCACUGUCAUUGUUACAGGAGUUGUGUCCGCCCGACGGUAGAUGGCACUGUCAUUGUUACAAAAUUAUUUAUAUUCUGAGAGUUUAGUAGGGUACAGUGAUCUUGCUUUUAGUUUUACGCAGUUAAAGUCCGAUAUGUUAAUUAUAAAUUUAGUUGUUAAUUUUACAAAAUACUGUAUUUUCUGCCCCCUAGUUAAGUUAUUUUUCUAUGUAUAGUUAGUUAUAAGUGUAAAUGAGUUAGCACAUAAAUGAUGCAUGAUGAUAAUGUUAAUAAAAUAUCCACAAUAAAAUACAA
Achroia grisella is the source of this 6297-nucleotide messenger RNA. It is a transcript of the gene Eip74EF, whose product is annotated as ecdysone-induced protein 74EF. The record is from RefSeq and is a predicted model, not a curated record. Gene Ontology annotation, molecular function: sequence-specific DNA binding; DNA-binding transcription factor activity, RNA polymerase II-specific. Bases 813 to 2369 code for a protein of 518 amino acids. Gene Ontology annotation, biological process: regulation of transcription by RNA polymerase II; cell differentiation. Gene Ontology annotation, cellular component: nucleus. The transcript has 10 exons. Lineage: Eukaryota; Metazoa; Arthropoda; Insecta; Lepidoptera; Pyralidae.